Molecule: messenger RNA, 3234 nt
Organism: Saprolegnia parasitica CBS 223.65
Lineage: Eukaryota; Oomycota; Saprolegniomycetes; Saprolegniales; Saprolegniaceae
Exons: 6
Coding region: 1-3234 (1077 amino acids)
Biological process (GO): protein deubiquitination
Molecular function (GO): cysteine-type deubiquitinase activity
Source: RefSeq, a predicted model, not a curated record
AUGGCGAAAGAAGACAAGAAGAAGACGAAGAAGAAGAAGAAGGCGUCGCGGCGCCAACGGGAUACGCACGACGUUCAAGUCCAGACGGUCGUCAAGACUUCUCGACGAUCGCGGCCGUCGCCGUCUCCCCCGACGAGUGCCGAGAGCUCACAGGAGACGAAGGAAGCUGCGCUCGCGUCGGAGGUCGCGGUGCUCAAGUCGUCGCUUGAAGCAACGCAGGGCAUACUCGACCGCGUCACCCGCCAAAGGGACAGGCUGAAGAACCAAAAUUGCACCGAUGACAAGACGAUCGCCGACUUGAAGCAGCUCCUCGACAGGGCCACUGCAACACUUGCCGAAGACGAUGGGCCAGGAUCCGAGCACGACCGCAAGCUUCGAGAAGCCUCGGAAGCAGCAACGGUGGCGGCGAAGCUUCAGGCGGCUGAGCGCGAGAUCGAGACGCUCAAGCAGCGCGGAGAAGACGUCAACGCGUUGUCGUUGCGUCUCGAGAUUGCCAACUGCGAGAAUGCUGCGCUCAUCCAGCUUAACGAAGAGGCCCAUCGCGAGACCGAAGGUGUCUUGACGCGGAUGCAGGAGCGCAUCCAUGAGCUCGAAGGCCGCCUUGCGCAAGAGCAGUUGGCGCACCAAGCUACUCUCGCCGAACGUGACGCGCUGGUAGCAGUAACGUCAAACCGCUCGAUCGCCCGCCUUCCGCGGCAGCCCGUCAGCUCCAGAGCCCUGCGCACGCGUUCGCAGCAGUUGACUAGUGCUAUACAGCACUACACCCGCUGCCCCGACGUCGUCUCGAGCCUCGCGUCUCCCGUGUCUGCUGGUCUCAAGAACCUCGGGCUCACCUGCUACAUUAACGCGGUGCUCCACAGUCUCGCACACACCGACUUUCGCUCCAAAGCCUCUGACGAGCACGACAAUGCGUUUGCCAUGGCCCUCGCCGACGUGCUCACUGCUAUCCGCAACGGCGACACGUCGUGGAUCGGCGACGACCAUCCCGUUCUCGCGUUCCAUAUCGGCCACCAAGAAGACGUGCGCGAGUACUACGACUGGCUUCUCGACCAGCUCGAGUCCACAUCGGUCCCGGUAGCGGUCAUGCUUUAUCACGACGUGACCUUGACGUGCGUCACGUGCAACGACGCGCGUUCCAACACGGAACACAUAUAUGUCCUCGCCUUGACGCUCGAGUCGGCGUCGGGCUCCGUCGCCAACGCGCUCGCCGAGCAGUAUCCCGCGGGGGGCGUAGAGUCGACGGAAAAAGUGGAUUGCGGAACGUGCAAGGUGAAGGUGCAAAACCACACGUCCCGCGAACGCGUGCUCUUGUCGCCGCAGGUGCUCGUCGUCGACCUGCUCCGCUUCAACGCCACUACGAAGCUCCGCCACAAGGUCAUCAACGACCACGAGAUCAUGUUCAACGAGGCAUCGUACGAGCUCGUGGCCGUGGUCGUUCACUUGGGCGAGUUCACGGCAGGUGGGCAUUACGUCGCCUACGUGCGCACUCAUCCGAACGAGUGGUACCUCAUGGACGACAACAAGCCGCUCAAGUGGGUGUUGCCGGACGAAAUUGAGAAGCUCGAAGGGUACUUGCUGUUCUACCAGUGCAAGGUCGUCCCGGUGGCGAACGCGCCCGUCAGCAGCCUCGUCACCUCGAUCGACAGCAACAAGGACGGCGACAAGGAUGACGACGACAUGGACGGCGGCAGCGAUGACGACACUCGUCACCCCGCCAAGCGCACCACACCGCCGACGAGCGACGCACAGCCGUUGAUCAACAAUGCUCUCCGGAACAACGACGAGAUCGACUACGAAUGGGAUGCGCCGUCGUUGGACAGUCGCGACGGCGACAAGGACGACGACGACAUGGACGGCGGCAGCGAUGACGACACUCGUCACCCCGCCAAGCGCACCACACCGCCGACGAACGACGCACAGCCGUUGAUCAACAAUGCUCUCCGGAACAACGACGAGAUCGACUACGAAUGGGAUGCGCCGUCGUUGGACAGUCCCGAGCCGUCGUCUUCAGCUGCGAGAAGUCCGGAGAGCGCUGGAACGCCGAGCUCUGGGUCAUCCGUCGCGUCGCCUUUGGACCGCGCCGACGUGCUCGAGGACGUUCGUGAUAUCUUUGCGAGCUUUGGACCGGUCGUCAACGAGCACAACCGCAAGAUCCAAGAAGAGGUCACCGCACGCCUGACCGACGCGGACGCUUCCGACCCAGAGAUGGCGUUACCCAGCGACUUGGGAGCUGCGCGGGGCGAGGUAGCAUGGCUGCGCCAGCAUGAGAUCUGCUCCAACUUUAUUGGUAUGGCGUUCUGCUUGGCGUCUGCCAUUGUCCAGGACCCGGACGUCAGCGACAAGAUGGUCGCCGAGCUCCGAGGCCAACUCAGACUUGUCGGUGUGGCCGACUUGCAGACGGACCCAGCACGCAUUGCUCUCGUGCUCCAAGACGUGUUUCUCACCGCCAACUUCGUCAUGUUGCGACGGCCCGUCGUCGACGACACGCUGCGAAGCGAAAUCAAGGAGCGGCAGAAGCGCUCAUGGCUCGUCAACACCACACAACCGCGGCUCUGGCCGCCGAGUACGGCAACGCUGGAGGGUGUGCCUUCUCAUGCCCGGAAGAUGCAAACGACCAAAAAGAAGCACUGGGUCCGAACGGCCGUACUCAGGACAACGGCCCCGAUGGUGCCGAAUUCGCUGUUCGUGCUGCCGCAUCGUCUCGAUCCCGACGAGCUCGGCUGGCACUUUCCGUCGCUCACGGACGACUUUGUCGACGGAGUCGCGGCCGUCUUCAUCUACAAGUUUGACGAGUACUUGGGCGACGUGAUUGUCGACGACGGCACGAAGUCAUCGGCGGCGGGCUUUCCGAUCGAAUUCAUUCCGAAGAAGAAUCCCACGCUCACGGCGUACCUCGUGCCUCGCUUCUUGCGGGCCAUUCGAAUGGCUCGAGCAACGCGGCGAUCGGUGGCGCCGAUUGCCGACUUGGAAAUCUGCGCCUACGAGUUGCUCAACCAACUCGAAGACGCUAACGCCCUUUUGUCUGCCCUCUUUCGCCGCAGCGGCGUCAACAUGAAGAAUAUGGACCUCUCGUGGUUCGGCCGCGCGGACGCCACCUACUUUUGCGCUCCCACAUGGAUAUCGUUCCCCAAUUACGCGUGCACCGUGCUCGACACCGUCCAGAAACUCCGGAUGACGCUGCAGCGAGCGAUGAAGAAGAGCUGUGGCACGAUGCACAACCAGCUCGACGAAUGA